Molecule: messenger RNA, 3909 nt
Organism: Cuscuta epithymum
Lineage: Eukaryota; Viridiplantae; Streptophyta; Magnoliopsida; Solanales; Convolvulaceae
Source: the annotation of a GenBank genome assembly
CUUGUAUUUGUGAAAUGUGAGGUGUUCCAAUCCUAGUCUAAAUUAUGGGACUGAUAUGGUAUGGUGACGGCAUGAGUCAGUCACCUUUUAUUUCGAUCUCCGGAUUUAAUAUUCUACGCAUCCCCCAACCUGUAAUUUUCUCUCUCAAUCAAUUCAAAUCUCACUUCUUAUUCAUCCAAUUCAUCUUUAUCUCCAACAAAUUAAACAUAACAAUGGAAAUUGGCAAGGAGCAAGUCGGUUCAUCGUCAUCAUCUCUAACCGAAGAUCUUUCUGCUCCUAAGGAUUCAUCCCAGUCCCCUGGGAUUUUCUCCUUACUUUUCCCACCUCUUGUGAGGAGACCCUCAUCUAAUUCAUCUUCAUACCUCAUGGAAUGUCUUGACAAGCAGUUAUAUGAAUUUAAUUUCAAGCAUGGAAGAAAGAAUCACAAGGCAUGUUACGUUGCUACAUCGUUACGUUGUAGUUUGCACUUCAUUUUUUUUACCAUUUACUCCUCAAAUUCCAUAACUCAAUUUGUUAAUUGUCCCACACCGGUGAAAUAUGAAAUAAUAAAUUGUUAUAUGAAGAUCAUGUGCUACUUCUCUUAUCAAAUUAACCUUUUAAGAUAGAAACUCAGUUCUUAAUAUGAUAUCAGAUUCCAAUUGGUACAAUCAUGGUGUGGGUCCUCUAUGGGGUUCCGUCUUAAAAGGUUAACUUCAUAGAAGGAAAAACUCAUAAUCUUAGAGCCUGUUUGGUAGCACGAAAAUCGGCUGUUUUGGUUGAUUCUGCUAAAAUUUAUGAAGUCCUGGCUGAAGUGGCUGCAUUGGCUGAUUCUGCUGAUUUAAGAAAAAAUAAUUUUUAAAAUAUAUUUUAUUAAUAAAAUAAAGAAAAAAUCAUAUGUAAAAAUAGCUAAAAUGGUAAUCUACAGUAACUUCAGCCAAUACAGCCAGAAAAGUAACUCCAACCUUACGUGUUCUGCUUAUUACACAAUUCAGCACGCGAAAGCAAAAAAUACGUGUUUAGUGAAAAGGUUGGCUGAUAAGCCAAAAAGCGGUGUUGCCAAACGGCCUCUUAAUAUAACACUUUAUUACUUCAUAUUUCACUGGUGUGGGAAAAUUAACACCGCUUCUCACGAUUAAUCACUUCGUCUGAAUCGUGCCGUCAUUCUUUUUUUCAUCCGUUCAUUUUAAUUUUUGGAAAUGUUUUAAGUUUCUUCUAAAUUAUUUUACAAAUAUUAAUGAUGGAUAGCGUACCCGGGGGUAGCUUAUCCGAGGGGUUAUAGCGGGGUCCCUAGAGAGAAGUCAGAGCAAGCAAGUAAGAGAGAGAGAGUCAAAUGUAUUAAAUGAACUCGAGAUGCUUUACAAGGAGAAUAAGGACGGCUAUUUAUAGUAACCAUAAAUGCUAGGGGAGUACACGUGUCAAACAUCCGAUGGUCGAGGGUCACCUCAAUCGGGGGUGGCACCGACAUCUGCAUGUGCACCGCAUUAAAUGCGGUGGUUGGACGUGACGUCACAUUGAAUGCGGUGGGCGCCUGUUUGUAAAAGGAAUCUUCGUUGAUCGUGCUGUUGCCGAAGGCUCUGUGUAGCCGAAGGCUGCCCAGAUGCCGAGGGCGCCUAGGAGCCGAAGGCUCCUAUUUUCUAUGUUUUUCUCCCAUUAGCUUUGUGUGCCCAAAUCUGGCUGCCCCGUGGAUUUCGGAGCCCUCGGCCAUAGGGCCGAAGGCACCCAGGUGUGUAUCAUGGGCCUCUUCACACUUGGGCCGCAAUAUUAGGGCUUUGUGUGCACAUUAGGCUUGAGCAGGAGAAGUAAGAGUAUGUGGGCCGGAGGUCCCUGAGCCAUAUACCCCAUCAAUUAAUAUUAAUAAUACUGAAAUGUCUUAAUAUUACUAAACUAAAUUUAUAUAUAGGCAAAAAUGCAACUAAAGACACUAUAUAUGCGUAUAUGUAAUAUAUUUACGGUCAUUACGAUAUAAAAUUUGAACAUCUUUAGUAACUAAGAGUCAAUAAGUUACAUUUUGUCCACCAUCUAUUUUAUGAUCAUAAGUUACGGAAUUAUUUCUAAUGUUUGUAAAUUACUAUUUGUAACGUGCGAUUUCAAUGCUCUUCUUUCAUAUUAGGCUUGUUUACAUUACCAAAUAAAUUUGUAAUGAUUCAUCGAAGGUUGUUAAUUUAAUAGAUAAUUAUCAUCUAUGUUUACUACUUAGUGCAUCUCCAACACUACGGCGCAUUGGAGAUGAUGUGGCAUCACAAUGGAAAGAGUCUAUUUGAUUUGUGGGCCAAUUUUCUUCAAAGUGAUAGGGUCCAUUAUAAUUGUGUUGCAAUGCAAAAAAUAAUAAUAAUAAGGUGAAUGCACUCCCACCCAAGAUGAGACCGAAGGUCCAUAUGUGGACCUCAUGCUAGACUUUGACUCUCUUUUGUGAUUGUCAACUCAGCAUGACUCGGUCCAUUGUUUUUUUACAUUGGAAACUACAUUUGUAAACAAAGAGUGUAUUUUCUUCAGUUUUCAUUCUUUUUACUGUCAUGUCCCAAAAUGAGUCAUGUUUGAUUGAUAUAUGUACAACUUUAUAAUUAUUAUAAAUUAUAUACUACGUAUAUAUUAGAGCAAACAAAUUUAUUUAUUGAUGAUAAGAAUAACCACUAUAAAAGCAACCAGAUAGACAAUGAGAUAAGACACGAAACUGAAAAAUCCCCAAAAAACAUAACACUUCACUAACUCUACCAAGAUGGCAGACUCUUCUAUUAGCAUAGUUGUUCCUGCUACUAGAUCAAUAAUUAAGACUAGAAAAAUAUUCAAAAUAAACUACGAGAGAAAGUAAACAUAUGAACUAGCUUCACCAUACAUCAACAAGGAAAUAACACAAAAUCUAGUUGUCCCGUCUUUUAAAAGGAAUUACUUGAAUCCAUAGGGGAAAAAUUAGAAGAACCAUCAGUUUGACCAACCCGGAACGGAGAUCCAAUCAAUCACUUCUUGUAGCAUGGUGAUUGCGUCAUCAGAGCUGUUGAUGCCCAAAAUUAGCAUCCUAGAAAAACAUUUUCGCCAUUCAACAAGUUAUACCGAUGUGGAACACAAAAUUAAAUCUCUAAACAAUGAUAGGAAAGGAAUAUAAAGGAUGAAUUGAAAACACCUGCUAAGUAAUUCUUUUUUUCAUGUUUGAGAGAAAAGAAUGACUCUUUUGGAACUAAGGCUUCAUUGUUGAUGUGGUAGUUGAGAGAAAAGAAGAGAUUGAAAGAAGAGAAGGGGGGGGGGGGGGCUAGGGUUUGCUCCUCAUUGGCGCCCCUCAAUGUGUAAUUGGUGUUGACAAGUUUUAUAUGUCAAAGUGAUAGUGAAUUACUAUCACUAUUUUGAUUCUUUGUAACAAAUUACAUGAAAUAGGGUUUAAUGGUGUAGUUUGUUGAAGUGUUGCUAUAAAAAAGAGAGGCGUAAUAUUGAAACAUGAAAAAUAAUAUUCAGUUUUUUGUCAGCGGAUGAUAUGAUUAAUAGUGCAAACUGUGACACAACAUUGCAUGAUAGAUCAACACCUUCCCCAUUGUCUUCAUCAGUUUACUAUAGCUCAAAAGAGGACAUGUAUAUCAAGCCAAGAAGUGCACAAUCAAUGCCUAAGAAGGAAUAUGAUCCCAAAGGAAACAACUCACAGAGUGUAUCACAAGGGAAUUGGUGGGACGGGUCGGUUUAUUAUUGACUGUGAGACACUUUUAUCAAGUUGGAUGAGGCUAAAAUAAUCGAAAACAUGAAAGCAUGCCUAUGGAUUAAUAAAAUCACCUUUAUUUUCAGUGGUGUUUUCUAUAUUUUAGAAUUUUAGAACUUGGGCAUUUCACAUACAAGUUAUGACCAUACAUAUAGAGAUUAUAAGACAUGAUGUUUUGAUAAAUUUUAGUCUUUAAUAUAAUUCAUUAUGCAGCAAGGCUGUUGUGAACAAUAUAAUGCGGUAUAUAUUUG